GGAGAGACGCCGGCGCCCGCUCUCCGCUCUGACGACGCAUUUCCAUGGCUGACUGGGCCGGGCAGCUGUCUCCCGGCCGCAAGGCCCGGGCUCCCGGCGCCUCCCGUAAGGCCGCAGGUACCAAACACACAAGUGCCUCCAAACAAGAAGAUGCUUCCAAGAGGAAAGCAGAGCUAGAAGCAGCUGUGAGAAAGAAGAUUGAAUUUGAGAGAAAAGCUCUACGUAUUGUUGAAGAGCUUUUAGAAGAGGAUAUUACGGAAGAAUUCCUGAAGGAGUGUGGGAAGUUCAUCACAUCUGCUCACUACAGUGAUGUUGUGGAUGAGCGUACAAUCAGCAAACUCUGCGGUUAUCCUAUAUGUAAGAAGAAGCUGGGAAUUGUACCAAAACAGAAGUACAAAAUUUCUACCAAAACCAAUAAAGUCUAUGAUAUUACUGAAAGAAAGUCUUUUUGCAGCAAUUUUUGUUAUAAAGCAUCUAAGUUUUUUCAAGCACAAAUUCCCAAAACUCCAGUAUGGAUUCGAGAAGAAGAAAGGCAUCCUGAUUUUCAGCUGCUGAAAGAAGGACAAAGUGGCCAUUCUGGAGAAGAAAUACAGUUAUGCAGUCAGGCCAUUAAAACGUCAGAUAUUGAAAAUCCUGGUCAUUCUGAAAAGCAGUAUGAAUCUCAUUCUUCUAGCACUCAUAGUGAUAGUAGCAGUGAUAAUGAGCAAGACUUCGUUUCCUCCAUUCUUCCAGGAAACAAACCAAAUGCAACGAGUGUAAGUCCACAGCUGCACAAAAAAGCCAUAAUGAAAAAGAAAGCAGAUCACAAAGUUAACUCCAAACACAAGGACAAAGAACAGGCAAUAGUAGAUGUCGCCGAGCAGUUACACAACUGCAGAUUGGAUAGUCAGGAGAAAGCUGCUGUUUCUGCGCUUCCUUCACAGAAUGUAAACACUCAGAUUUCUUCAAACAAUCUUUUGCAAGAAAGAGUAAAAGCUUCUGAAAAUAAAUACAGUAGCUCAGGAAUAACUCUAGUAGGCAUAAGUAAGAAAAGUGCAGAACAUUUUAAGAAGAAAUUUGCCAAAUCAAACCAAGUUUCUAGGUCAGUGUCUAGUUCAGUGCAGGUUUCUCCUGAAGUUGCAAAGACAAACUUACUUAAAGUCCUGAAAGAGACUUUGACUGAGUGGAAGACAGAAGAAACUCUGAGGUUUUUGUAUGGUCAGAAUUAUUCUUCUGUGUGUCAGAAACCCCCUUCAGCCCCUCUGAUAGAAGCAGAAGAACUUGAUGAAGAUGAUGUAAACUCUGACCCAGUCGGUCACUCUCUUGCCUUGAGGGAAUCUCAGAACAGUUUGGAUGAGGCUUUGCCUUUCAGGGGUUCAGAUGCAGCCGUUAAACCAUUGCCAAGUUAUGAGAACUUGAAAAAAGAAACUGAAACAUUAAAUCUAAGGAUCAGGGAGUUUUAUAGAGGACAAUAUGUUUUGAAUGAAGAAUCCACCAAAUCACAAGACUUAGAAGAGCGUGAUCCCACCUUUCCACUGAUAGAUUCAAGUUCUCAGAACCAGAUUAGAAAACGCAUCGUACUUGAAAAACUGCGUAAAGUAUUGCCUGGACUUUUGGGACCUCUUCAGAUUACAUUAGGAGAUAUUUAUACACAACUUAAAAAUCUUGUUCGAACUUUCAGAUUAACAAAUAGAAAUAUUAUACACAAAUCUGCGGAGUGGACCUUAAUUGCUGUGGUGUUGCUGUCAUUGAGGAAGUUCUUAGGCUCAAAGGUGAAGGACCAUAGACUCGGGGAUCAUCUAUGUCAGUUGGCCAAGAUAGUUCAUAAAGACAAUGUUCUUCAUCCUCCUUUGACUGACCCCAAUUCUUGGUAUUCAGAAGCAUUCUCAGGAAAAUGUGGUGUUUACACAGUUUAUAGCCACCCUGCUUGAAGAAUUACAUUUAAAGAAUGAAGACCUUGAAAGUUUAACCAUCAUAUUUAGAACCAGCUGUUAACAAGUGUGGUAGAAUCCAUGAAGAGAGAACAGAGGAUAAACUUCUGUUGUUCACCAUUUCUGAUAUUGUGGCUCUGAUGAUGGUCUGUGGUGACUGAUUAACUAGCUUUGUUCCAAAAAAGACCUUGCCUCCUUAGGUUUCAACCUCCUGUCCUUCAGUCCCUAACUACAGAGAAUGACUUCUCAGAUAGGCGAAAAUUAUUGCUCCAACAAGGAUAACCAAGUCUUUCCAUCCCUAGCUACAAGAGGUAGUGUUUUUAUUUAUUUGAAAAUGAAAGUUGAAAUCUUAAAUUGAAGCUUGAAUAAAUGUUCAAGAAACUAUAAAGACCUCUUAUUUUUCUGGGUGAUUCCUGCCAUCAUGUCAGUUGAUCAGAAAAUUGAGAAGAUUCCCAUUUUGGCCCCACAGUCUAAACUCUGGAUUCUAAAGAAUAGUAAACAAUUAUCCCAAUAAAUGCAAUCUAAGAUGAAGCCCUUUAGAAGUCUAGUCGUUAUUCUUUUAAAGAAACUGACUGUGCUGUAAAAUGGUUGAGAGCCAAGUGGUCAACCUCACAAGUCCAAAGCAAGAGUAUCCUAGACCUUUCUGAACUCAAGGAAAUUAAAAAUAAUAAUAAUAAAUAGAACAGCCAGAAUGGAAAUAUUGAGAAUGUUCAUGCAUUGUGAAGAAUGUAAUCAAUGUUACUGAACAAUUGGUGUAGAAGUUGCUGUAUGGCAAGGAUGCUAUAUAAACCUUCACUAAAAUACAAUAAAAUAUUAUUAAAAAAAAAUAAUAAGCUCUGAAACCUGUAGUUUCAAGAGAGACAAUCCUUAGAAUUUAGACUGCUUUUUCAAAAUAUAUAUCAAGCAUGCAAGUUAGCUGACCCCCAGAGAUGUUGAGGCAGGCAUCAGGUAAUUUGGAGAGCUUUACUGGAGGACCAGAAAACAAGAUUCCAUCAGAUAUACCCUCGUGGACACUGAAAGAAAUGACAGCUGCUAAAUCCUAACCGUGGAAAAGGGCUAGAAGGCAUUCUGGUGGAGUGGGGAGCUCAGUGGACAGGGAGAUAGGGAUAUGGUUUCUCUUCUUGGCUCUACCAGUAUUUGUCUGUGUGGCCAAGUCACCUAAAUUCUCUGGACUUCAGUUCUGUGCUCUAUAAAAUAAGGAAUUCGGCCAGACAGUCUCUAUGGGAAAGGACUAUAAAAACUAAAACUCCGCACAGACAGAGGCUGCUGCUAUCUUGUUGUUGGUCUGGGCCCCCUUUGUCAUGAUUCUGACUGAGUGAAGGUCUCACAACAACAAAAAAAAUUAUAUCGUACUAGAACUAAUCAGUGAAUUAAGCAAGGUCACAGGAUAUAAGAUCAGUAUACAAAAGUCAUUGUAUUUUUGCACACUAACAAUGAAAAAUUUAAAAAUGAAGUUAAAACAAUUCCAUCCCCAAUAGCACGAAAAAGAAUUAAAUGCUUAGGAAUAAAUUUAACAAAAGAAGUACAAGAUUGUACAAUGAAAAAUUGUAAAACACUGUUCAGUGAAAUUAAAGAAGGUAUAAAUGGAGAGACAUUCUGUAUUCAUGGAUUGGAAGACUCAAUGUCGUUAAGAUGGCAGUUCUCCUCGGAUUGAUCUACAGAUUCAGUGCAAUUCCUAUCAAAAUACCAGCAGGCUUUUUUGCAAAAAUUUUGACAAGCGGAUCCUAAAAUUUAUUUGGAAAUGCAAAGGACCCAGAAUAGCCAAAACAAUUCUGAAAAUAAAGAGCACUUUCUGAGUUCACAACUUACUACAAAGCUACACUAAUCAAGACAGUGUGGAAUUGUCAUCAGGAUAGGCAUAUAGAUCAAUGGAACAGAAUAGAGAGUCAAAGAAUAAACUCUUACAUUUAUGGUCAAUUUAUUUUCAAGAAAGGUGCCACGGCAAUUCAGUGGAGAAAAGAUGGUCUUUUCAAUAAAUGGUGCUGGAACAUUUGGCUAUCCAGAUACAAAAAGACACAAACAAACAAACAAAAAAAGACUUUAGGCACUUUCUGCAAAAGGGAUUGUAGACCUAAUUGUAAGACCAAAAACUAUAAAGCUCUUAGAAGAAAACAUAGAGGUGAACCUACGUGACUUUGAGUUAGAAAAAGAGUUCUUAGGUAUGACACCAAAUGCAAUCCAGAAAAAAAAUACAUUAAUAAGUUGGACUUCAUCAAAAUUUGAAAUUUGUGCACUCCAAAAGAUACCAUUAAGAGAAUGCGUUGACAGACUACAGACUGGAAGAAAAUAUUUGCAAGUAAAGACUUAUGUCCAAAAUAUACAAAGAAUUUCUAAAACUCAAAAAUAAAGCAAACAAGUCAAUUUAAAAAUGGGCAAAGGAUUUCAGCAAAGAAGAUACAUGAAUGCCUUAGUACUUGAAAAGAUUCUCAACAUCAUUAAUCACUAGGGAAAAUCAAAUUAAAAUAAAAAUGAAAUAACAUUUCACACCCAAAAGAAUGCUCAUAAUAAAAAUAAGUGUUGGCAAGGCUGUGGAGAAACUGGAACCCUAAUUAAGACAUUGCUGUGGGAAUAUACCCAGUGCCGUCGAGUCGAUUCCGACUGUAGGAAACCCUGGUGGUGCAGUGGUUAAGUGUUACAGCUGCUAACCAAAGGGUCGGCAGUUCAAAUCCACCAGGCGCUCCUUGGAAACUCUAUGGGGCAGUUCUACUCUGUCCUAUAGGGUCGCUAUGAGGCGGAAUCGACUCGAUAGCACUGGGUGCUGGGUGGGAAUAUAAAAUGGUGUGGUCACUUUGGAAAAGAAUUUGGUGAUUAAAAAACUUAAACAUAAAAAAAACAUAAGUUUACCAUAAAAAAAACAAACCAAACUCGUUGCCAUUGAGUCAGUUCUGACUCAUAACGGCCCUGUAGGAGAGAGCAGAACUGCUCCAUAGGGCUUCCAAGGAGCAGAUGGUGGAUUCAACUGCCAACGUUUUGGUUAGCAGCUGUGUAGCUCUUAAACACCGUGCAGUUCCACCCCUCAGUAUUCCAUCCAGUGUGAAUUUCCUAGGGCUGCCGUAACAGUACCACAGUUUGGGUGGUUUAUGAGAACAGGAAAGGAGCCCUGGUGGCGCAGUGGCUAAGCACUCAGCUGCUAACCCAAAGGUGGGCAGUGUGAACAGCAGUUCCUCAGAAGAUCUGACAGUCUGCUUCUGUAAAGAUUGAUAGCCUUGGACAUAACAGUUGAUUAAGAAAAUGUUCUGCAUCCCACCUUGGUGAGUGCUGUCUGGGAUCUUAAAAGCUAGCGAGCAGUGAUCUAAGAUGCAUUAACUGGUCGCAACCCACCUGGAGCAAAGGAGAAUGAAGAACACCAAAGACACAAGGAAGAUAAUUAGCCCAGGAGACAGAAUGAGCCAUAAUAAACCAGAGACUCCAUCAGCCUGAGACCAGAAGAACUAGAUGGUGCCUGGAUAUCACCAAUGACCACCCUGACAGGGAAUACAACAGAGAGUCCCUGACAGAGCAGGAGAAAAGUGGGGUGCAGAACUCAAAUUUUAGUAAAAAGACCAGACUUAAGGGUCUGGCUGAGACUGGAUGGACCCUGGAAGACAUGGCCCUCAGACUCUCUGUUUGCCCAGAGCUGAAACCAUUCCCAAAGCCAAGUCUUCAGACAAAGACUAGACUGGACUAUAAGACAUAAAAUGAUACUCAUGAGGAGAGUGCUUCAUAGCUCAAGUAGAUACAUGAGACUAAAUGGGCAGUUUCUGUCUGGAGACGAGAUAAGAAGCCAAAAAGGGACAGGAGCUGGUUGAAUGGACACAGGAAAUCCAGGGUGGAAGGGAGAAGUGUGCUGUCACAUUAUAGGAAAAGCAACUAGCAUCACAUAACAGUGUGUGUGUGUAGAUUUUUGUAUGAGAAACUAACUUGAGCUGUAAACUUUCACUUAAAGCACAAUAAAAAAAAUAAUUAAAAAAGAUUUAAUAGCCUUGGAAACCCUAGGGGAUGGUUCUACUCUGUCCUAUAGAGUCGUUAUGAGUCAGAGUGGACUCAGUGGCAAUGGGUUUGGUUUGGCUGGGUUGGUAUGAGAACAGAAAUUUAUUGUGUCACCAUUCUGAUGGAAUAGGAAUCCAAAAUUAGGGUGUUAACCAUGUUGAUUCCUUCUGUGGGCUCUAAGGGAGAAUCUUCCAUGCCUCUCUCCUAGCUUCUGGUGACGCUGAGGGAUCAUAGGCAUUCUUCCCUCUGUGUGUCCGUCUGUGUCUCUUCUCUUUUUGUAAGGACAGCACUCAUAUUGGAUUAAGACCAAGGUGGGAAAUUAAUGGGGUCAAUUGCCUGAGCACACCUAAAUAAACAGACAAUAAAACCAAACCAGUUGCUGUUGAGACGAUUCUGACUCCUGGUAACCCCAGGUGUUUCACAAUAGAACUGUAUUCCGUAGAGUUUUCAAUAGCUGUGACCUUUCAGAAAUGGAUUGCUAGGACUUUGCUCUGAGGUGCCUCUGGGUGGAUUCAGAGAUUCCAAACUUUUGGUUAUUAGCCAAGUGCUUAACCAUUUGCACCACCCAGGGACUUCUUAAACAGACAAUAAGCCCCCCCCCAAAAAAAAACACAUUGCCGUUGAAUCUAUUCCAACUCAUAGCAACCCUAUAAUACAAAGUAGAAUUACCCUGUAGGGUUUCCAAGGAGCAACUGGUAGAUUCAAACUGCUGACCUUUUAGUUGGCAGCUGAGCUUUUAACCACUGUGCCACCAGCGCUCCUGAACAGACAAUAAAACCAAACCAGACUCAUUGCUGUUGAGUCGAUUCCGACUCAUAGGGUCCCUAUGAGUUACCACAAACAGAUAAUAGGUACCUGGAUUUAAAGAAUUAAAGUUAAAAUCAUCCCUGUUCCACUAUGACAUGCUGAUAACAUUUUCAAAGACACUAUUUUUUUUUUUUGCCAAACAUGGUCAUGUUCACAGGUACUAGGAGUUAGAACUUCAACGUAUCUUCAUUUAAUCCCUAACACACCCCCAAGAGAAAUGAAAAUAUAUGUUCACACAAAGACUUGUACGUGAAUGUUCAAAGCAUUAUUCAUACUAAUCAAAAAGUGAAAACAAUCCAAAUAAUCAUCAACUGCUGAAUGGAUAAACAAAAAAUGUAUGUCUAUACGAUGGAAUAUAUUCAGAAAUAAAAAAGAACAAAUUUACUGAUGCAUGCUACAAUGUGGGUGACUUCAAAAACAUGCUGAGUGAAAGAGACCACAAUAGACCACAUACGGUAUGAGUCCAUUGAUACGAAGUAAUUCAAAAUGCAAAUCUGUAAAGCAGAUAGUAGAUUAAUGGUUGCAUGGGGCUGGAGGCGGGGACAGGGACUGUCUGCACAUGGGCAAAAGAGAUUUUUCUAGGGUGAUGAAAAUGUUGUAAAACUGAAUUGUGAUUUUUGUGUAACCUUGUAAAUUUUUUAAAUAAUUGAUUUGUACACUGAAAACAGGUGAAUUUUAUGUAUAUAAAUUGUAUGUACUUCAAAAAAACUGAAAAUCAUAACUGCCAGGGCCUUUCCCUCUGACCUUCAGUGACCCCUCCAGGGGUAAAGAGGGGGAGAGGCUCCUCUCUCUCCACAACUCCUCUUUCCUGUGCCCAGAGACACAUCUUCAGUUACCUCCGCACCCUGCAGAUCUAAGGGCCUCAGGUGAGGAGCCAAUAGCUCACUGUGCAAUGAUUGAGAAUCCAAAUGGACCAAAUGCCCUAAUGUACCAAUACCAAAUCUGCCACCAAGCUACUGUGGUGCUAGCUGCUUUCUGGGGGUGCUACAUCUGCCUCCCGCAUACUCCAGUCAAGUUACAUUAGCUUGGAAGGACUGGAGCAAGAAUGCAGUUCAGCUCAAAGUACUGUCAGUGCUGGACCUUGGUUUCUAAAUAUUUUCCAGUUAAAGUAUCCAGUUCUCCAAGGAAAGCGACUGGUUCUAAGGCGGGGAAGGGAAAAUACAAGACAAGCCUGGAGCAUCUUGUAGUAUAGAAAGUAAGCAACUGCUCAAAAACAAAAGGAUUGGGGCAUGUCAAAGGGACACAGGAGCUAACCUGAAAAAGCUCCCAAGGGCCAAUGCUAGAACAAUUUGGGCAACAAUAUAACAGUAGUGGAUUGUAACCCUGGGUAUAAAAUAAAUAUAGACGAGCCCAUACCUAUAUAAAUAAAUGAGUGAAUAAAUAAAUGGGGAGAAGGGACAAAUCUUCCUUACAGAAGAAUUCCAAAUAAUUGAAAUGUAAAUACUACCUCCUCCAGGACAUGGAGUUAAAUCACCCUCUUCCUCCCGUUCAGGAUGGGUUAGACUUAGUGAAUUGCUUCACUGAGAAUACAGUAGGGAAAGAGAAAAAUAGUAACUUUGCAAUGAAGAGAGCUGGCAAAUGCUGCCUUAACCAAGUAGUUAAGGUUAACCAGUGAUGUCAUGUGGAAAUAUGCUCCCUGAUACAAUGUGAUAAGACGGGCACUUUACUUCAUGGUAUUCUUCCUGAAAACCUAUACCUCAGGCUAAUCAUGGGAAAAGUAUCAGGCAAACCCAGUUUGGGGGAGAUUUCUACAGGAUACCUGCCCAGUACUCCUCAAAGAUUGACUAUCAAAGUCAGAAAACCAAGAAAAGGCUGAGAAAUUCACAGACUAGAGGAGACAAGGGAGACUUAUGACCUAAAUGCAUUCUGGUACUGAGGGACUGGAUCCUGGAACAGAAAGAGAACAUUAAUGGACAAACAGGUAAAAUCCAAAUAAAGUCUGUAGUUAGUUAAUAAACCAACACAGUUUCUUAAUUUUGACCAAUAUACCAUGGAAAUGCAAAAUAUUACCAACAGGAGAAAUUGGGUGAAAGGCAUAAAAGAAUUCCAUAGUAUCCUUGCAACUUCUUUGUAAAUCUAAAGUUUCAAAAUAAAAAAGCUUUUAUUUUUUAAAAAUUACUGAGCUGGACACAGCAAGGGAUGCAAAGACAACAAAAUCACAGUUUUCAGCAUAGCCAUUGUGCCUCGAGGAAGUACUCACAAUUACAGUUAAUGCCAUAGAUAGGGACCAUACAUCCUGGUUUGCCUGGGACAGUCCUAAUUUAUACCUGUUAUUCCAGCAUUAUUAUUAAUUAAAAGCACCCCCUUUUAGUUCCAAAAGCAUUCCAAUUUGGAUAAUAUAUGGUCACAUCACCUAAAAUACACAGGGUAUAUUAUGAUAGAGAUGGGAGGAGACAACUGUGAUAGCAUGGUAGGAUGGUAGGAGUUAUAAGGCAGUGAUAGAGGGGCAGGGCAGAUGGGAAGGGAAAGUAUCACCGAGACAGGCCAGCUUCAAGAGGAAAGGCACAGUCAGUAAAGACCCAGGGCAUGUGCUUUAUAAGACACAGAAGUCAAACGUUGGGGAAAACUUGAGAAAAGCAGCACACAUGAUUAAGAAGAUAAGGUCAGCAGGGUUUGCAGCAGACUAAAAGAACUAGCCCCCACGUGUCAGCUUGUCAUACUGUGAGGGCUCGUGUGUUGCUGUGAUGCUGGAAGCUAUGCCACCAGUAUUCAGAUACCAACAGGGUUACCCAUGGUGAAAAGGUUUCAGCUCAGCUGCCAGACUAAGACAGACUAGGAAGAAGGACCCAGCAGUCUACUUCUGGAAACAGUUAGCCAGCGAAAACCUUAAGAAUGGCAGAGGAACAUUGUCUGAUACAGUGCCAGAAGAUGAGCUCCUCAAGUUGGAAAGCACUCAAAAGAUGACUGGGGAAAAGCUGCCUCCUCAAAGUAGAGUUGACCUUAAUAACGUAGAUGGUGUCAAGCUUUCAGGACCUUCAUUUGCUGAUGUGGCAUGACUCAAAAUGAGAAGAAACAGCUGCAAAUAUCCAUUAAUAGUUGGAACAUGGGAUGCACAAAGUAUGAAUGUAGGAAAAUUAGAAAUCAUCAAAAAUGAAAUGGAAUGCAUAAACAUCAAUAUCCUAGGCAUUAGUCAGCUGAAAUGGACUGUCAUUGGCCAUUUUGAAUCGGACAGUCAUAUGGCCUACUGUGCCAGGAAUGACAACUUGAAGAGGAAUGGCAUUGCAUUCAUCGUCAAAAAGAACAUUUCAAGAUCUAUCCUGAAUUACAGCACUAUCAGUGAUAGGAUACUAUCCAUAUGCCUACAAGGAAGACCAAUUAAUAUGACUAUUACUCAAAUUUACACACCAACUACUAAGGCCACAGAUGAAGAAACUGAAGGUUUCAGUCUGAAGUUGAAAGAAACACGCAAUCAAGAUACAUUGGUAAUUACCAGUGAUUGGAAUGCAACAGUUGAAAACAAAGAAUAAGGAUUGGUAGUUCGAAAAUAUGACCUUGGUGAUAGAAAUGAUGCUGGAGAUCGCAUGAUAAAAUUUUGCAAGACCAACGACUUCUUCAUUACAAAUAUCUUUUUUCACCAACAUAAGCGACAACUGUACACAUGGACCUCACGAGAUGGCAUACACAGGAAUCAAAUUAACUACAUCUGUGGAAACAGACCAUGGAAAAGCUCAAUAUCAUCAGUCAAAACAAGGCCAGAGGCCCAAUACAGAGCAGAUAAUUAGUUGCUCUUGUGCAAGUUCAAGUUGAAACUGAAGAAAAUUAGAACAUGUCCAAGAGAGCUAAAGUACAACCUUGAGUAUAUCCCACUGGAAUUUAGAGACCAUCUCAAGAGUAGAUUUGAUGGGUUGAACACUGAUGACUGAAGACCAGACAAGUUGUGGAAUGGUAUCAAGGACACCAUACAUGAAGAAAGCAAGAGGUAUGAAAAAGACAAGAAAGAAAAGACCAAAAUGGAUAUCAGAAGAGAUUCUGAAACUUGCUCUUGAAUGUUAAGUAGCUAAAGCAAAAGGAAGAAACAAUGAAGUAAAAGAACUAAACAGAAGAUUUCAAAGGGCAGCCAAGAGGACAAAGUAAAGUAUCAUAAUGACAUGUGCAAAGAGCUGGAGAUAGAAGACCAAAAGGGAAGAACACGCUUGGCAUUUCUCAAGCUGAAAGAACUAGAGAAAAGAUUCAAGCCUCGAGUUCCAAUAGUGAAGGAUUACAUGGGGGAAAUAUUAAAUGACGCAGGAAGCAUCAAAAGAAGAUGGAAAGAAUACACACAGUCACUAUACCAAAAGGAAUUGAUCGAAGUUCAACCAUUUCAGGAGGUAGCAUAUGGUCAGGAACUGAUGCCACCGCAGGAAGAAGUCUAAGCUGCACUGAAGGCAUUGGUGGAAAACAAGGCUCCAGGAGUUGACAGAAUAUCAAUUGAGAUGUUUCAACAAAUGGAUGCAGUGCUGAAAGUGCUCACUCGUCUAUGCCAAGAAACUUGGAAGACAGCUACCUGGCCAACUGAUGGAAAGAGAUCCAUAUUUAUGCCUAUUCCCAAGAAAGGUAAUCCAACCGAAGGUGGACAUUAUCAAACAGUAUCAUUAAUAUCAGAUGCAAGUAAAAUUUUGCUGAAGAUCAUUCAAAAGCAACUGCAGCAGUAUAUUGACAGUGAACUGCCAGAAAUUCAGGCCGGAUUCAGAAGAGGACGUGGAGCCAGGGAUAUCAUUACUGAUGUCAGCUGAAUCCUGGCUGAAAGAAGAGAAUACCAGAAAGAUGUUUACCUCUGUUUUAUUGACUAUGCAAAGGCAUUCAACUGUGUGGAUCAUAACAAAUUAUGGAUAACAUUACAAAGAACGGGAAUUCCAGAACACUUAAUUGUGCUCACGUGACACCUGUACAUAGACCAAGAGAUAGUCAUUCAGACAGAACAAGGGGAUACUGCGUGGUUUAAAGUCAGGAAAGGUGUGCGUCGGGGUUGUAUCCUUUGACCAUACUUUAUUCACUGUAUGCUGAGCAAAUAAUCCAAGAAGCUGCACUAUAUGAAGAGGAACAGGGCAUUAGGAUGGGAGGAAGACUCAUUAACAGCCUGCAAUAUGCAGAUGACACAGCUUUGCUUGCUGAAAGUGAAGAGGACUUAAAGCACUUACUGAUGAAGAUCAAAGACUACUGCCUUCAGUGUGGAUUGCACCUCAACAUAAAGAAAACAGUAAUCCUCACAACUGGACCAAUCAGCACCAUCAUGAUAAAUGGAGAAAAGUUGAAGUUGUCAAGGAUUUCAUUUUACUUGGAUCCACAAUCAAUGUCCGUGGAAACACCAGUCAGGAAAUCAGAACAGACCAUGACAGCUUCAACAAUCUCUCAAAAUAGAGAAUCAAGGGAUCUUCUGAAUGAAGGUGCCUUCUUGGAAUUACCAGAUGCAGAAUACAAAAGGUUAAUAUACAAAACCCUUCAAGACAUCAGGAAUGAGAUCAGGAAAGGAGAUCAGGCAAUAUGCAGAACAAGCCAAGGAACACACAGAUAAAGCAGUUGAAGAAAUUAUAAAAGUUAUUCAAGAACAUAACGAAAAAUUUAAGAGGCUGCAAGAAUCCAUAGACAGCAAUCAGAAAUUCAGAAGAUUAACAAAAAAAUUACAGAAUUAGACAACUCAGUAGAAAGAGGAGCAGAAUUGAGCACGUGGAAGGCAGAAUUGGUGAGAUUGAAGAUAAAGCACAUGGCACCAAUAUAUUUGAAGAAAAAUCAGAGAAAAGAAUUUUAAAAAAUGAAGCAACCCUAAGAAUCAUGUGGGAUUCUAUCCAGAGAAAUAACCUAUGUGUGAUUAGAAUACCAGAACGGGGAGGGAUAGCAGAAAAUACAGACAGAAUUGUUAAGGAUUUGUUGGCAGAAGCUUCCCUGACAUCGUGAAAGAUGAGAAGAUAUCCAGGAUGCUCAUCGAACUCCACAUAAGGUAGAUCUUAAAAGAAAGACAUCAAGACAUAUUAAUCAAAGUUGCCAAAACCAAAGAUAAAGAGACAAUUUUAACAGCAGCUAGGGAUGAACGAAAAGUCCACUACGAAGGAGAGUCAAUAAUUUCAUACUACUCGGCAGAAACCGUGCAGGCAAGAAGGCAAUGGGAUGACUUAUGUAAAGCAUUGAAGGAAAAAAAUUGCCAGCCAAGAAUCAUAUAUCCAGCAAAACUGUCUCUCAAAUUAGGACAUUUCCAGAUAAACUGAAGUUUAGAGAAUUCAUAAAAACCAAACCAAAUCUACAAGAAAUACUAAAGGGAGUUCUCUGACUAGAAAAUCAAUUAUAUCAGAUAUCAACCCAAGACUAGAACACAGGACAGAGCAAUCAGAUAUCAGCCCAGACAGGGAAAUCACAAAAAUACAUCAAGAUAAAAAAACACUCAAAACAGGGAAAUAGCGAUGUCAUUAUAUGAAAGAAGACAGCAUUAAAACAAUAAAGAGGGACUAAGAAAUAUAGGUCUUUCAUAUGGAGAGGAGGAUAAGGAGAUAUGAAAAAAUAAAAGUUAGGUUUAAACUUAGAAAAAUAGGGGUAAAUACUAAGGUAACCACAAAAGAGACUAACAAUCAUACUCAUCAAAAUAAAAUACAGGAAAAAAAUACUCAGUGGAAACAAAAUUAAUGACAACAAAUAAGAGGAAAAGACAAUAUAUAAAGAUAAACAUAUAAAAUUAAGUGGGAAAAAGAAUCUGUCAAUAACACACUAAAAAAAGAUAUCAAAAUGACAGCACUAAACUCAUACCUAUCCAUAAUUAUGCUGAAUGUAAAUGGACUAAAUGCACCAAUAAAGAAACAGAGUGGCAAAAUGGAUUUAAAAAAACAGGAUCCGUCUGUAUGCUUCCUACAGAGACACAGCUUAGACUUAGAGACACAAAUUAAAACUCAAAGGAUGGAAAAAAAAUAUAUCAAGCAAACAACAAUCAAAAAAGCAGGAGUGGCAAUAUUUCUGACAAAAUAGACUUUAAAGUUAAAUCCACCACAAACGACAAGGAAGGACACUAUAUAAUGAUUAAAGGGACAAUACACCAAGAAGGUAUAACCAUAUUAAAUAUUUAUGCAUCCGAUGACAGGGCUGCAAGAUACAUAAAACAAACUCUAUCAGCAUUGAAAAGUGAGAUAGACAGCUCCACAGUUAUAUUAGGAGACGUCAACACACCACUUCCGGUGAUGGACAGAAUAUCCAGACAGAAGCUCAAUAAAGAAACGGAAGAUCUAAAUGCCACAAUCAACCAACUUGACCUCAUGGACAUAUACAUAACACUCCACCCAACGGCAGCCAAGUAUACUUUCUUUUCUAGUACACAUGGAACAUUCUCUGAAAUAGACGACAUAUUAGGUCAUAAAGCAAGCCUUAGCAGAAUCCACAACACCGAAAUAUUACAAAGCAUCCUCUCUGACCAUGAGGCCAUAAAAGUAGAAAUCAGUAACAGAAAAAGCAGGGAAAAGAAAUCAAACAUUUCAAAACUGAGCAAUACCCUGCUCAAAAACGACUGGGUUAUAGAAGACAUUAAGGAUGGAAUAAAGAAAUUCAUAGAAUCCAAUGAGAAUGAAAACACUUCCUAUCAGAACCUUUGGGACACAACUAAAGCAGUGUUCAGAGGUCAAUUUAUAUCAAUAAAUGCAUACACACAAAAAGAAGAAAGGGCCAAAAUCAAAGAAUUAUCCCUACAAAUCGAACAAAUAGAGAGCAACAAAAGAAACCCUCAGGCACCAGAGAAAGCAAAUAAUAAAAAUUAGAACAGAAUUAAAUGAAAUAGAAAACAGAAAAUUGAAAGAGUUAGCAAGACCAAAAGCUGGUUCUUUGAAAAAAUUAACAAAAUUGAUAAACCACUGGCCAAACUGACAAAAGAAAAACAGGAGAGGAAGCAAAUAACCCGAAUAAGGAAUGAGAUGAGCGAUGUUACAACAGACCCAACUGAAAUUAAAAGAAUCAUAUCAGAUUACUACAAAAAAUUGUAUUCUAACAAAUUUGAAAACAUAGAAGAAAUGGAUGAAUUUCUAGAAACACACUACCUACCUAAACUGAUACAAACAGAGGUAGAAUAACUAAAUAAAAGUGUAACAAAAGAAGAGAUUGGAAAGGUAAUCAAAAAACUCCCAAGAACAACAACAACAAAAAAAAAGCCCUGGCUCCAGUGGCUUCACUGCAGAGUUCUACCAAACUUUCAGAGAAGAAUUAGUACCACUACUACUAAAAGUAUUUCAGAGCAUAGAAAAGGAUGGAAUACUACCAAACUCAUUCUAUGAAGCCAACAUAUCCCUGAUACCAAAACCAAGCAAAGAGACCACAAAAAAAAGAAAAUUACAGACCUAUGUCCCUCAUGAACUUGCAUACAAAUAUCCUCAACAAAAUUCUAGCCAAUAAAAUUCAACAACAUAUCAAAAAAAUAAUUCACUAUGACCAAGUGGGAUUCAUACCAGGUAUGCAGGGAUGGUUCAACAUUAGAAAAACAAUGUAAUCCAUCAUAUAAAUAAAAGACAGAAACCACAUGAUCUUAUCAAUUGAUGCAGAAGACGCAUUUGACAAAGUUCAACACCCAUUCAUGAUAAAAACUCAGCAAAAUGGAAAUAGAAGGAAAAUUCCUCAACAUAAUAAAGGGCAUUUAUACAAAGCCAACAGCUAACGUCAUCCUAAAUGGAGAGAGUCUGAAAGCAUUCCCCCUCGAGAUUGGGAACCAGACAAGGAUGCCCUUUAACACCACUCUUAUUCAACAUUUUGCUGGAGGUCCUAGCCAGAGCAAUUAGGCUAGAUAAAGAGAUAAAGGGCAUCCAGAUUGGUAAGGAAGAAGUAAAAGUAUCUCUAUUUGCAGAUGACACGAUCUUAUACAUAGAAAACCCUAAAGAAUCCUCCAGAAAACUACUGAAACUAAUAGAAGAGUUUAGCAGACUGUCAGGAUACAAGAUAGACAUACAAAAAUCAGUUGAAUUCCUCUACACCAACAAAAGAAUAUCAAAGAAGAAAUCACCAAAUCAAUACCAUUUACAGUAGCCCCGAAGAAGAUAAAAUACUGAGGAAUAAAUCUUACCAGAGACGUAAAAGACCUAUACAAAGAAAACUACAAGACACUACUGCAAGAAACCAAAAGAGACCUACAUAAGUAGAAAAACAUACCUUGCUCAUGGAUAGGAAGACAACAUUGUAAAAUUGUCUAUUCUGCCAAAAGCCAUCUAUAGAUACAAUGCAAUUCCGAUCCAAAUGCCAAUGACAUUUUUUAAUGAGAUGGAGAAACAAAUCACCAACUUCAUAUGGAAGGGAAAUAUGCCCUGGAUAAGUAAAGCAUUACUGAAAAAGAACAUAGUGGGAGGCCUCACUCUACCUGAUUUUAGAACCUGUUAUACCACCACAGUAGCCAGAACAGCCUGGUACCGGUACAACAACAGGUACAUAGACCAAUGGAACAGAAUUGAGAAUCCAGAUAUUAAUCCAUCCACAUAUGAGCAGCUGAUAUUUGACAAAGGCCCAAAGUCAGGUAAAUGGGGAAAAGACAGUCUAUUUAACAAAUGGUGCUGGCAUAACUGGAUAUCCACCUGCAAAAAAAUGAAACAAGACCCAUACCUCACACCAUGCACAAAAACAAACUCAAAAUGGGUCAAAGACCUAUAAAAUCUAAAAUAAUAAGGAUCAUGGAAGAAAAAAUAGGGACAAUCCUAGGACCCCUAAUACAUGGCAUAAACAGUAUACAAAACAUUACUGACAAUGCAGAAGAGAAACUAGAUAUCUGGGAGCUCCUGAAAAUCAAACACGUACACUCAUCCAAAGGCUUCACCAAAAGAAUAAAAAAAUUACUUACAAUCUGGGAAAAAGCGUUGAGCUAGGACAUUUCUGAUCAGCAUCUGAUAUCUAAAAUCUACAUGGUACUUCAAAAACUCAACAACAAAAAGGCAAAUAACCCAAUUAAAAAAUGGACAAAGGAUAUCAACAGGCACUUCACUAAAGAAGACAUUCAGGUAGCUAACAGAUACAUGAGGAAAUGCUCACGAUCAUUAGCUGUUAGAGAAAUGCAAAUCAAAACUACAAUGAGAUUCCAUCUCACUCCAACAAGGCUGGCAUUAGCCCAAAAAAUACAAAAUUAUAAAUAUUGGAGAGGUUGUAGAGAGACUGGAACACUUGUACACUGCUGGUUGGAAUGUAAAAUGGUAUAACCACUUUGGAAAUGGAUUUGGCGCUUCCUUAACUACCAUACGAUCCUGCAGUCCCACUCCCUGGAAUGUAUCCUAGAGAAAUAAGAGCCUUUACAUGAACAGAUAUAUGCACACCCAUGUUCACUGCAGCACUGUUUACAAUAGCAAAAAGAUGGAAGCAACCAAGGUGCCCAUUGAUGGAUGAAUGGAUAAAUAAAUUAUGGUAUAUGCACAAUGGAUAAAUCGAUAAAGAACAACGAUUAAUCCAUGAAACAUUUCAUAACAUGGAGGGAUGUGAAGACAUUAUGCUGAGUGAAAUUAGUCAGUUGCAAAAGGACAAAUAUUGAAUGAGACCACUAUUGUAAGAACUGAAAAAAUAGUUUAAACAGAGCGGAAAAUAUUCUUUGAUCGUUACGAGAGUGGGGAGGGAGGGAAGGAGAGGGGUUUUCACUAAUUAGAUAGUAGUUAAGAACUAUUUUAGGUGAAGGGAAAGACAACACACAAUACAGGGGAGGUCAGCACAACUGGACUAAACCAAAAGCAAAGAAGUUUCCUGAAUAAACUGAAUGCUUCGAAGGCCAGCGUAGCAGGGGCAGGGGUUUGGGGACCAUGGUUUCAGAGGACAUCUAAGUCAAUUGGCAUAAUAAAAUCUAUUAAGAAAACAUUCUGCAUCCCACUUUGAAGAGUGGUGUCUGGGGUCUUAAACGCUAGCAAGCAGCCAUCUAAGAUACAUCAAUUGGUCUCAACCCACCUGGAGCAAAGGAGAAUGAAGAACCCCAAAGACAAAAGGUAAGUACGAGCCCAAGAGGCAGAAAGGGCCACAUAAACUAGAGACUACAUCAGCCUGAGACCAGAAGAACUAGAUGGUGCCCAGCUACAAGCAAUGACUGCCCUGACAGGGAACACAACAGAGAACCCCUGAGGACACAGGAGAGCAGUGGGAUGCAGACCUCAACUCUCUUAAAAAGACCAGACUUAAUGGUCUGACUGAGACUAGAAGGACCCCAGAGGUCAUAGUCCCCAGACCUUCUGUUAGCCCAAGGCAGGAACCAUUCCCAAAGCCAACUCCUCAGACAAGGAUUGCACUGGACUAUGGGAUAGAAAAUGAUACUGGUGAGGAGUGAACUUCUUGGAUCAAGCAGACACAUGAGACUGACUAUGCAGGCAGCUCCUCCUUUCUGGAGGGUAGAUGAGAGGGCAGCGGGGUUCAGAAACUGGCCAAAGGGACACGAAAAUAGAUAGUAGAGGGAAGGAGUGUGCUGUCUUAUUAGGGGGAGAGCAACUAGGAGCAUAUAGCAAGGUGUAUAUAAAUUUUUAUGUGAGAGACUGACUUGAUUUGUAAUAUUUCACUUAAAGCACAAUAAAAAUUAAAAAAAAAAUCGAAAGACACAUUGGGGCAAAUCUGCUGUGAAAGGCUUUAAAGUGUUGAAAAGCAAAGAUGUCACCUUGAAGUCUAAGGUGUGCCUGGUCCAAGCCGUGGUAUUUUCAAUCACAUCUUAUGCAUGCAAAAGCUGGAAGAUGGAAGAAGAAUUGAUGUCUCCGAAUUGCGGUGUUGGUGAAGAAUAUUAACUAUACCGUGGACUGCCAAAAGUGCAAACAGAUCCGCCUUGGACGAAGUACAGUCGGAAUGCUCCUUAGAAGCAAGGAUGGCAAGACUACAUUUUACAUACUUUUGACAUGCUAUCAGGAGGGAUCAGUCCCGGGAGAAGGACAUCAUGCUUGGUAAAGUACACGGUCAGCAAAAAAGAGGAACACCCUCAAUGAGAUGGAUUGACACAGUGGCUGCAACAAUGGACACAAGCAUAGCAAUGAUUGUGAGCAUGGCAUAGGACUGGACAGUGUUUGGUUCUAUAGUACAUAGGGUUGCAAUGAGUCGAAACCAACUCAACAGCACCUAACAAUAAAAAAAGACUAAAACUCUUCAGGCAGUUUUGUACUUGGAAGCUGAUAGGAAAAGUGAUUAUAUCAAACAAUAAAUUAAAAAACUUUAGAAGUUUCAUCAAAAUUAAAAAUUUUUGUGCAUCAAAGGACUUAAAAACAAAGUAAGGAAACAACCUACAGAAUGGGAGAAAAUACUUAGGAUUCAUAUGUCUGAUAAUGUUUGAUAACCAGAAUAUAUAAAGAACUCCUACAGCUCAACAAGAAAAUGACAACCCAAUCAAAAAAUGGGCA
Loxodonta africana (African savanna elephant) is the source of this 18949-nucleotide messenger RNA. RefSeq names its product RNA polymerase II associated protein 2 (gene RPAP2). Gene Ontology annotation, cellular component: cytoplasm; nucleus. Bases 45 to 1910 code for a protein of 621 amino acids. The transcript has 14 exons. NCBI's taxonomy places the organism in Eukaryota, Metazoa, Chordata, Mammalia, Proboscidea, Elephantidae. Gene Ontology annotation, molecular function: RNA polymerase core enzyme binding; RNA polymerase II CTD heptapeptide repeat phosphatase activity. The record is from RefSeq and is a predicted model, not a curated record.